Molecule: messenger RNA, 1555 nt
Organism: Periconia digitata
Lineage: Eukaryota; Fungi; Ascomycota; Dothideomycetes; Pleosporales; Periconiaceae
Source: the annotation of a GenBank genome assembly
AGCAUCUGCUCUGAGCUUAGUUGGGUGUUGGUUACGCCCGACACUACGCCCUGCGGGUACAAAGGGGAUAACAUGGGAUGGGUUAUAGUUUUCUGCGAAGGGGGGAUUAUGGAGGUGGUCUGACUUUAUAUAAGCUUUUGGUACGCCCCGUUUGUUUGGGAAUUGGACUUGCUUGGUUUUUCUCUUUCCUUUUUUCUUUUCUUUGUACUGUACUGUAGUGUACUUGCGUAACCUAUACCUGAGACCACAGCAGCUCUUCGAUUUUAAGGUUCAACGCCCUGCAGAAUUUUUGUGGAUUUAGCACUUUUUUUUUUCGCCCUCGGAGGAUUGAUUGAUUGAUUGAUUAAUUGAUUACAAGGGGACGGUUUCCCAACGUUUGGUUUAUCGAAUUGUUAGAGAUACAUACCCAUCCGGCUUUUUUGAAGACGAAAUUCCUCCCUUCCAGAUCACGCAAGAAACCGAACGAACAAACGCCCCAUACAGCGAAAGCAACCCUCCAAACGAGAACGAAAAAAAAAAAAACCCCCCCCCACCCCGAUUCCACACAAUGAAGACAAAAAGACUCUUCAUCAUCACCCCCCUCCUCCUCCUCUCCACCCCAACCCACGCACAAUCGCAAUCCUGCUACUUCGCAAACGGCACCCUCGUUCCCCAGCGCUUCAACAACAUCCCCUGCGCAUCAUCCAACCCAAACGUCCCGACAAUCUGCUGCGCGCUCACGCGCACCAGCGGCUGGCCCAACGAUGUGUGCCUCGACAACGGGCUCUGCCAGAACGACUUCCAGACGAGCGACGGGCGCAACAGCACGCGGUACUGGCUGAAUUUCUGCACCAACGCGGAUGUGACUAGCAGCGAGUGUUUGGAUGUGUGUCGGGAGACGCGGAAUAGCGGGGGCGGCAGCAUCAUGACGCCGUGCGAUGGGACCAACGAGAGCGAGCGGUGGUGUUGUGGGGAUAAGACGGAUUGCUGCGAGUCGAAUGUCGGGGUUGUUACUUUGCCGAAGAAGUUUGUUGGGAAGGCUGUUGUUUCUUCGUCUGAGGCGGCGGCGCCAAAGGGUACGCCUUCUUCUUCUUCUUCUUCUUCUUCUUCUUCUUCUUCUUCUUCUUCUUCUUCUUCGUCGACUACGGAUACUGCGGUGUCUUCUUCUGCGACUGCGACGGCGUCGUCUGGCUCCGACGACCGCACGUCCUCGUCGCCGCUUCCGCCUUCUUCAUCCGAACCCGUUGGACUGUCGUCUGCUCUGAAAGCCGCGAUAGGCGUUAGUAUAGCGCUUGGUGUGCUUGUUCUGCUCUCCGCGCUCUUCUUCAUCCGCAAAGCGCUUGUUUGGAAGAAGAAGGCGGCUUCCGCUGCUGCGAGAUCGAGGAGGUUGGAGCAGGAGACGGUGUACGCGAAACAUGCGCCUGUGGUUUAUGCGUGCGAGGCGCCGGGGAGUACGGGGUUUGUGGGGGAGAUGGGGGAUUCGAGGGUUCUGGGGCCCGUGGAGAUGGGUGGGGAGGGGAAGGCGGUCGAGUUGCCGGGGUAUGAUGCGGGGGUGGAGUGGAAGGGGAGGGUUUGA